AUGUUUUUACCGCGACCACUGUUUCAUAUAAAUUACUAUGGUAACCUGGACAGGAACGGCACAUGGCUGCACCCCAACACAUCUUACAGACCUGAAAAUAUCAUGAACAUAUUUGAGAACAAUACUGGUGAAGUAAAACAAAAGAACACAGAUGCUCUUAAUGCUCCACGAAACCGGAAGCGGAAGGAGAAAAAGAAACAGAAAAACGAAAUUCUGUCUUCUCAAGAUACUCACUUACUUAAUAAUCAAUUUAUUCUUCGUCAACCCCAGCCUGUUUUGAAAAUCGAGAAGAAGGAAGAAAAAUGUUCAACAAAGGAUGAUAAGAUUGACAGGAAUCGGAGCCAGAGUUUAAUUGAUGCUUAUAAGCAGUCAUCCUUUCAACCAAAUGACCCGUUUACUCUGCAUAAUACUUCCUUGCAAGACAUUUGCAGGACCGCUUCUGGCUUUCCUCCAAAACUGUCACCUCCAAAAGUUUCUGCUCCAGUAUUCAAAACUAAAUGUGAACCUCAACAAAGGUUCAAAGAAUCCGAAUCUGAUGGGGGAAAAGAUAUAUGUAAAAUAGAGAUAAUCAAACACGAUGAUAUUUUGGUGCCGAAGAACAGGAUAUCUAUAACAAAAGAUCCCAUAAAUGCAAAGAGGAUACAACUGUGUGAACAAGCCAAGCUAAGGGCUCUGCAUGCGUCCGAUAGAACUGGGAUACCUUUGGCCGAUAUCUACACAGGAAGGAUAUCAUUCACAGAUAAAAAGACAGAAAUAACUGGGGAAAUGGAGGAAGAUGUAAGUCAAGUGACGGCCAUUGAAAAUGAUACUAUGGAAAGUAACGUUUGCAACACACAACCUGUCGCUAUUCCAAUAUGGCACGAUAGAACUGUUACAUUCCCUGACAACUACAGCUUUUCCUCUGGUUGGACGAUGUCGACUUCCGGUUGUGAGACAGAGGAACCAAUCACGUUACAGGAAGUGCGAGAACACAUGUGCUAUUAUGUACUCUGCUGCGGACUUUGUAUAGAUUGA
Molecule: messenger RNA, 1014 nt
Organism: Saccostrea echinata
Lineage: Eukaryota; Metazoa; Mollusca; Bivalvia; Ostreida; Ostreidae
Exons: 2
Coding region: 1-1014 (337 amino acids)
Source: RefSeq, a predicted model, not a curated record